Molecule: messenger RNA, 1487 nt
Organism: Perca fluviatilis (European perch)
Lineage: Eukaryota; Metazoa; Chordata; Actinopteri; Perciformes; Percidae
Product: arrestin domain-containing protein 3-like
Exons: 6
Coding region: 43-993 (316 amino acids)
Biological process (GO): protein transport
Cellular component (GO): cytoplasm; plasma membrane
Source: RefSeq, a predicted model, not a curated record
CUUGCCUUGUGCUUACAGCUUUGCUUGGUCACACAGUAUAACAUGUCAGAUAGGGUUAAGAGCUUUUCAGUGGGAUAUAAUCCCAUAAACCACAGUGAUAUUUUCACCAGUGGUGACUGUAUUACAGGACACAUUACACUAGAACUGUCAAAAGACUGCAAAAUAGAUUCACUCAGUGUAAAGCUGAAGGGAAAAGCACAAGUCAAAUGGACUGAAACGCAUGGGAGGACAAUCGUAAUGUACAGUAACAAAGAGAAGUACUUCAGUAUCAAGCAAGUUAUCAUUCAGGAGGGCCAGGGUAAUAAUGUUGUUGGCCAGGGCUCCCAUGUCUACCCUUACAACUUCCAGAUCCCUGCAGAAGACCUGCCAUCCUCCUUCAAAGGCUCAUAUGGAAAGAUACAGUACACACUGGAGGCAAAUCUGAGCAGGUCAAUGAGAGUAGACACCAAAGCUAAGGUGAAGUUCACUCUCCUUUGCAAAGGAAACCUGAACAGUGAUCCAUUGCUGAUGACUCCACAGCACAGUAUCACUAAUAAAAAAAUGAAGCUCUUUACAUCGGGGACAGUAGGCAUGGAUGUAAACAUUGCACGAACAGGCUACUACCAAGGGGAAGGCAUAAAGGUUGUGACAUCCAUUCAGAACAGAUCAUCUCGUGACAUCAAGCCCAAAUACUGUCUGUAUUUAAAGUGCAGUUAUUUUGCAAAGAGGAAGAGGAAAGUGGAAACCAAAGACAUCCUGAAAGAGGUGGGUGACGCCAUCCCACCUUCUGCAGGUCAGACUGUCACCAGGAUCAUCACCAUCCCUCCCACCACGUGUGCGUCCAUCUUAAACUGCAACAUCAUCAAAGCAGAGUACAGACUCAGGGUCUAUCUGGAUGUCAAGUAUGCUUCAGACCCCGAGAUCAAGUUCCCAAUAGUGAUUCUGCCCGCUUUACAGGGGCCUGAUGAUGGGGAGCAUCUGCCUGCUUAUCCUACCUUCUCCCAUUUUGCUUAGUCCCUGUUAUCCAGGCAAAGGGCAAGAAUGAUUUAUGUCAUGAAUGAGUCUCAUCAUGUGACUCAUUCAUCACAUGCUGAUUGAUUAAUGAUGUAAGUUGUUUCACUGGACUGGAGGUUUUUUUAUCCACCCAAUGUAUUUCAAAGAGAGUCUUUGCCUGUCAACUGAUUUCAUAUGAACAAGACAGCUCUGACAUUUAAGGUGGUAAAGUUCAUACCUGUGUAAACUGAUGAAAAUAACACCUUCCCAUCUGUUUUUUUGUUGCUGUGUGAAACAGAUUACAGUUUAGCAUUUUGAAUGAAAGAUUAUUAUAGGGGUAAUAUUAACAUCAGUUUAAUACACCUACAGCAAACAGUCCAAUAAAUUCUACCAUUAAGAAACCAUAAUGUCCAAGUUUAUUUGACACAACAUGUGUGUUUGGAUUGCAUUUACUGGAAGGUAAUAAUUUGCCCUUGCCCACUGAGAUGAAAACAGCCAGAAACCAUCUGAAAAUA